AUGAGGCUUAGAAAUGAGACAACCAUUGCAGAGUUCACCCUGGAGGGGUUUCCUGCAGUUCAGCAUGUGGGAAAGCUCCUCUUCCUGGUGCACUUGCUGGCAUACCUAGCCUCUGUCACAGGAAACAUGUUCAUAAUCACCAUCACCUGGACUGACCAUCGCCUGCAAACACCUAUGUACUUCUUCCUCAGCAGUUUUUCUUUCUGUGAAUUCUGUUUCAUCACCACCGUUAUUCCUAAACUGCUGUCCAUCUUUCUUUUAGGACAGCAGACAAUUAAUUUUACAUCUUGUCUCACACAAGCCUUUUCUUUUUUAUUUCUUGGGUCAACAAUUUUCUUCCUCAUGACUGUGAUGUCCUUGGAUCGAUACUUGGCUAUUUGCAAGCCUUUACACUACCCAACCAUCAUGAACCUGAGGGUUUGUUUCCUCCUAGUUUUUUUCUGCUACACUGUGUCCUCCAUUAUUAUCACUGGUCUGAUCCUGAAGGUUUCCCAGCUGUCCUUCUGUGGUCCACGGGUCAUCCCUCACUUUUUCUGUGAUCUCGGUCCAUUGAUUCAUCUCUCCUGUUCUGAUACCAGAUCUAUUGAAACUCUGGCCUUUGCUUUGAUUUCAUUUAUCCUUUUCACAUCCCUCAUCAUAACCAUCAUUGCAUAUAGCAACAUAAUGUUCACAAUCAUGCGUCUCCCAUCAGCAAAGGAACGACAGAAAGCAUUCUCCACCUGUUCAUCUCACCUCAUCGUCCUCUCUCUGAUGUAUGGCAGUUGUGUCUUCAUAUAUGUGAAACCAAAGCAAGCGAGCAGGCUGGACUCCAACAGAGAGGCUGCUCUUGUGAACACAGUAUUGACCCCACUGCUGAACCCUGUCAUCUACACCCUGCACAACAAGCAGGUCCACCAGGCUCUGAGGGACGUUCUGUCCAGGGUGAAAAUGCAGAAAUAG
This is a messenger RNA of Sciurus carolinensis (gray squirrel), 939 nucleotides long. Its product is annotated as olfactory receptor 6C74-like. Gene Ontology annotation, molecular function: G protein-coupled receptor activity; olfactory receptor activity. Gene Ontology annotation, cellular component: membrane. The transcript has a single exon. The coding region runs from base 1 to 939 and encodes 312 amino acids. Gene Ontology annotation, biological process: G protein-coupled receptor signaling pathway. NCBI's taxonomy places the organism in Eukaryota, Metazoa, Chordata, Mammalia, Rodentia, Sciuridae. The record is from RefSeq and is a predicted model, not a curated record.